Microtus ochrogaster (prairie vole) is the source of this 2145-nucleotide messenger RNA. RefSeq names its product mitochondrial tRNA translation optimization 1 (gene Mto1). Gene Ontology annotation, molecular function: flavin adenine dinucleotide binding. Gene Ontology annotation, biological process: tRNA methylation; tRNA wobble uridine modification. NCBI's taxonomy places the organism in Eukaryota, Metazoa, Chordata, Mammalia, Rodentia, Cricetidae. Gene Ontology annotation, cellular component: cytosol. The record is from RefSeq and is a predicted model, not a curated record.
AUGUUCCUUCUCCGAGCCCGUGGCCGCUGGGCCGCGGCGUCCCUCGGCAAACGCCUGCCCUCGUGUCGCCUCCGCAGCGACAGCGCCGCUCCGUGCAGCGCGCACUUCGAUGUGGUCGUGAUCGGAGGGGGGCACGCGGGCACCGAGGCGGCCGCCGCCGCUGCUCGCUGUGGCUCGCGGACUCUGCUCCUCACACACCGCGUGGACACGAUCGGUCAGAUGUCCUGUAAUCCUUCCUUUGGUGGCAUCGGAAAGGGGCAUUUGAUGAGGGAAGUAGAUGCCUUGGAUGGCUUGUGUUCGCGGAUCUGUGACCAGUCUGGUAUACAUUACAAAGUAUUAAACCGGCGAAAGGGCCCUGCUGUGUGGGGGCUGAGAGCGCAAAUUGAUCGGAAGCUUUAUAAACAGAACAUGCAGAAGGAAAUCCUGAAUACGCCCCUGCUCACUGUUCAGGAGGGAGCUGUAGAAGAUCUAGUUCUCACAGAAGCAGAGCCUGGAUACGCUGGGAAGUGCCGGGUCAGCGGUGUUAUUUUGGCAGAUGGAAGUACAGUUUAUGCAGAGAGUGUAAUUCUGACAACGGGGACAUUUCUGAGAGGCAUGGUCGUAAUUGGCUUGGAGAUGCAUCCUGCAGGACGUUUGGGGGAUCAACCCUCAAUAGGGUUGGCUCAGACUCUGGAGAAGUUGGGAUUUGUGGUAGGAAGACUGAAGACUGGGACUCCACCCCGACUUGCCAAAGAUUCCAUUAAUUUCAACAUUCUAAACAAGCACACACCAGAUAAUCCAUCCAUCCCAUUCAGUUUUCUCAAUGAAACAGUGUGGAUCAAGCCAGAAGAUCAACUGCCAUGUUAUUUGACUCAUACCAACCCCAGAGUGGAUGAGAUUGUCCUUGAGAACCUGCACCUGAACAGUCACGUUAAGGAAACUACAAGAGGACCCCGAUACUGUCCCUCCAUUGAAUCUAAGGUUUUACGUUUUCCAAACCGUGUUCAUCAGGUUUGGUUGGAACCGGAAGGAAUGGAUUCUGACCUUAUAUAUCCGCAAGGGUUAUCUGUUACACUGCCAGCUGAGUUACAAGAGAAAAUGAUAGCGUGCAUCAGAGGCCUGGAGAAAGCCAAAAUGGUUCAUCCAGGCUAUGGUGUUCAGUAUGAUUAUUUAGAUCCCCGCCAGAUCAGUCCUUCUCUCGAGACACAUUUGGUUCAGCGGUUGUUCUUUGCUGGGCAGAUAAAUGGAACCACUGGCUAUGAGGAAGCUGCAGCUCAGGGUGUGAUAGCUGGAAUCAACGCCAGUCUUCGGGUCAGUCGAAAACCACCCUUUAUUGUAAGUCGUACAGAAGGCUACAUAGGAGUCUUAAUUGAUGACCUCACCACACUGGGCACCAGCGAACCAUACCGCAUGUUUACCAGCAGGGUAGAGUUCCGGUUGUCACUGCGUCCGGAUAAUGCUGACAUGCGCCUCACGUUCCGAGCCCAUAAGGAUGCUGGCUGUGUGUCCCCACAGCGAUAUGAAAGAGCUUCCUGGAUGAAGUCGUCUUUAGAAGAAGGCAUGUCUGUGUUGAAAUCCAUUGAGUUUUCAAGCUCCAAGUGGAAAAAGUUAAUUCCACAAGCUCCUAUAAGUAUUAAUAGAAGCCCUCCUGUCAGUGCUCUAGAUGUUCUUAAGUAUGAAGGCGUUGACAUGGAGUUGCUGGCCAGCGCUGUUCCCGAGCCCCUGAAGAAGUACACCGCUUACAGAGAGCUGGCUAGAAGACUGAAAAUAGAAGCUACUUAUGAGUCAGUAUUAUUGUAUCAACUACAAGAAAUAAAGGAGGUUCAGCGAGAUGAAGCUUUCCAACUGCCACAAGACUUAGAUUAUCUAACAAUCAAGGAUGUGUCGUUGUCCCAAGAAGUUCGAGAGAAGCUACACUUGAGUCGCCCACAGACAAUUGGGGCUGCUAGUCGUAUACCUGGAGUGACACCAGCUGCCAUCGUCAAUCUGCUCAGAUUUGUGAAGACCACUCAGCAGAGACAGACAGCAGUGACAGAACACCAAACCAAUUAGUACUUAUGUGAUACAAAUAAACUUCCAGACAGAGAAUUGUAACUUUCAUUUCAUAGAGGACUUUUAGAAAGAGGGUUUAGAGAGUAUAAAAGGAAAUAAAAAUAAUACCUGUGA